ACUCUGGGCAGCUUGACCUACGUGGACCAGCUCAUCCCCAAGAUAAGCGAGACGCUGAAGCUGGACACAGCGCACAAUGGCCCUGCCUCGCCGAGUGCUGCCCCGGGCCCCCCGCCCCUGCGGGUCCUGGCUGCGAUCUCAGUGGAAGAGAACCGGUCCCCAGCUAGGCAGAUGCUGCGAUCUUCUGUGCCUGCAGAGACCGGGGCCCAGGCUCACCCAGGAGCCAUUCGCUGCAUGCUGUGGGAGCGCGGGCGCAUGCGGAGCCGGGCGGCUCCCUACUGCGUGGAGGAGCUCACCGCGGGCGCCAGCGCCCUAUGCCCUAUGUCCGGGCAGCCUGGCCUUGAGGGACCUCCAGUGGCAGGAAAGCCUAGCACCCCGCAGCCUCUUUCAGGCCCAUGCCGUCAGGGUUGGCCCCAGAGCAGAGCCAUGUCCCGCCUUCUGCAAC
Messenger RNA from Cricetulus griseus (Chinese hamster), 445 nucleotides. The record is from RefSeq and is a predicted model, not a curated record. NCBI's taxonomy places the organism in Eukaryota, Metazoa, Chordata, Mammalia, Rodentia, Cricetidae.